GAACAACAUGGCGUCGCCACCUCGAACGGAAACAAGUCCUUCCGUCGAGCCCAUGCACACCUUCCCUACACACGUGGUUGUCAUGACAACAGACAACACGGACAGUGCUCCGAGCUGCUGUUGCUGUGACAACGGCUGCGAGGAGGAGAACGAGGAGCGCGGGAACUGGUCCUGUAACUUUGAGUCCAUCCUGGCGAGCAUCAGCUGUGCUAUCGGCCCGGGGUAUCUGUGGGUGAUGCCAAUCGUGAUUUCCAGAAACGGAGGGGGUGUAUUCCUGUGGGUGUAUCUCGUGGCUCAGAUGUUCAUCAGUUUUCCCAUUGUUUACCUGGAGAUGGCGCUGGGACAGUACACGUCACAGGGACCGAUCCGUGCAUGGAGAGGGGUGCCCAUACUACAGGGCAUCGGGGUCGGAAUGGCUGUGAUGUCGGCCAUCUUGUGUAUCUACUACAACAGUCUGGUGGCGCAGAUACUGUACUACCUGUUCUACGUCACCGGGGACCUGGACAGAGCCACAUCGUGUGCCAACGCCUGGAACACUGCUGAAUGUGGCACUCUGAGCCGGGCAUCAAGCGAGUACGCAAACCGUUAUGUCCUGCAGUUGAGUGAUGGCAUCGACAACAUGGGAGCUGUGCGAGGACCCCUGGCGGGAUUCCUCAUCCUUGCAUGGCUUCUAGUGACAGUCGCCCUCAGCUUUGGAGCCAAGUCGUUGGGGAAGGUUGCCUACGUGACAACUCUCGUUCCCAUCGUCCUGAUAAUAAUCAUGUUUAUCCGCGCCGUGAGUUUGCCGGGCGCCGCGGAGGGGAUGGUCUACUUGUUGGCCCCUGCGUUAUCAGUGAAUCAGAGUUUCUACCCGACGCUGAUCACCGCCAUUAUUCACCGAUUGAGCCUGGGCUAUGGUGGCUACACGACACUGGCAUCUUACAAUCGUUUCCACAACAAUGUCCUCAGGGAUGCCAUAUUGGUUGUUUUGGUGGACUUCCUGGUGCUGUUGUUCUGUGUGCUGACGGCCUCUGCGUUCUUCGGAUACCUGGCGUACGAACUUAACACGACAAUCGCUGACGUAUCAGCUGCAGGAACUAACUUCGCCUUUAGCACGAUGGUGGAUGUGUUCUCCCGUCUACCAGCGGGGGCGGUCUGGGCUGGUUUGUUCUUCUUCAUGCUCUUCCUGAUGGCGUAUGGAUCUCAGAUUGUUUUAGUGGAAACCGUCGUCACUUCCCUUUCUGACCUGAUCCCGACGAGUAUGCUGAAUAACCUCCCCGGGAAGGAGUCCGGGCUGCUCGGCAAGAGAACGGUCCUCCACGGCGUGACGACUGUGGCUGUCUGCUUCCUGUUCUUCCUGCUAGGACUGCCGUACGUCACACAGGGUGGGAAUUACCUGUUGACCUUAGUGGACACCUUCAAUAGUACCAUCCAACCUCAUGUCUUCAUCCUCCUGGAGUGUGUGGCUCUCACCUAUCUCUACUGUGCUGGCUGUGAUCGCUGCUGUCCCGCGCUGAACCGCUGGAUGUCGCACCUGAGCCACAUGUUGCAGCACGUCUGCUGUUUCUGCUGUGCGACUAUCGUGAACGGGAUGACGGCAGCAGCCUGGUUGUACAUCCCCAUCCUCAUGUUGGUACAUUUCAUAUUUGUUGGCAUCCUUGGCUUGUGGCCACAUCAGGUUUGGUAUGGACAAUACGUGUUCCCCCAGUGGACCCAGGGGCUGGGAAACUGCAUCGCAAGUGUCAGUCUGGUGGUGAUUCCCCUUGUGGCGGUCAUCAACAUCGGCAUUGCAUUGGUAAGGGGCGAGCCCAGGAGCAUCCUCAGCCCUCCUGACUGGGGCCCUUACCUCAACAAGCACCGGAGGGACAACACCGUGGUUACACAACCCUUUUACCAGCCCAUGCAACAGGGACAGCCAUGGCCACAAGUGCCCAUUGUGGAGGACACCAGGAUGUGAGAUGUCAGAUGAGACAUUAUCAUGAAUCAGGUGUCAUGCCCGUA
Molecule: messenger RNA, 1980 nt
Organism: Branchiostoma belcheri (Belcher's lancelet)
Lineage: Eukaryota; Metazoa; Chordata; Leptocardii; Amphioxiformes; Branchiostomatidae
Product: sodium- and chloride-dependent glycine transporter 2-like
Exons: 13
Coding region: 8-1936 (642 amino acids)
Biological process (GO): glycine import across plasma membrane; sodium ion transmembrane transport; synaptic transmission, glycinergic
Cellular component (GO): membrane
Molecular function (GO): glycine:sodium symporter activity
Source: RefSeq, a predicted model, not a curated record